UUGUCAUCAUAUCCAUGUACCUGGCAGCAGUCUAGCUCAGUACCUUGCAGCCUGCACUUGUCUACACGCUUGCAGCAUGGGGUUCGUGUACCGAAUCGCGAGCCCGUCGGAGUACCUGGCCAUCACCGGGUACGGCGUGGACGACGUGAAGCUGGCGAAGAAGGCGUGGAUCGCGCCGGGGCAGCGGUGCGCGCGCUUCGACAUCUCCCCGGUGAACUACACCUUCGAGGUGCAGGCGAUGAGCGCCGAGAAGCUCCCCUUCGUGCUCCCCGCCGUCUUCACCAUCGGCCCGCGCGCGGACGACGUCGAGUCCCUGCUCCGCUACGCCAAGCUCAUCUCCCCGCACGACAAGCUCUCCCGCCACGUCAACGAGCUGGUCAAGGGCGUGAUCGAGGGCGAGACGCGCGUGCUGGCGGCGUCCAUGACCAUGGAGCAGAUCUUCCACGGCACCAAGUCGUUCAAGCAGGCCGUGUUCGAGAGCGUGCAGCUGGAGCUCAACCAGUUCGGCCUCAUCAUCUACAACGCCAACGUGAAGCAGCUGGUGGACGUGCCGGGGCACGAGUACUUCUCCUACCUCGGCCAGAAGACGCAGCAGGAGGCCGUCAACCAGGCCAAGGUGGACGUGGCCGAGGCGCGCAUGAAGGGGGAGGUCGGCGCCAAGGAGCGCAAGGGGAUGACGCGCCAGAACGCCGCCAAGGUGGACGCCGAGACCAAGGUGUACACGGUGAAGCGCCAGGGGGAGGGCUCCAAGGAGGAGGCCAGGGUGACGGCGGAGGUGAGGGUGUUCAGGAACGAGAGGGACGCCGAGGUGGCGCAGGCCGACGCGGAGCUGGCCAUGAAGAAGGCCGGGUGGGAGCAGCAGGCGAGGGUGGCGGAGGUGGAGGCGGCCAAGGCCGUGGCCAUACGCGACGCGCAGCUGCAGGUGGAGGUGGAGCGCACCAACGCCGCCAGGCAGACGGAGAAGCUCAAGGCCGAGCACCUCAGCAAGGCCGUCGUGGACUACGAGAUGAAGGUGCAGCAGGCCAACUGGGAGCUCUACAACCGGCAGAAGGCGGCGGAGGCGCUGCUGUUCGAGCAGGAGAGGCAGGCGGAGGCGCGCCGCGCGAUGGCGGACGCGGAGUUCUUCGCGCGGCAGCGGGAGGCCGAGGCCGAGCUCUACGCCAAGCGCAAGGAGGCCGAGGGGCUGGCGGCCAUGGGAGAGGCCCAGAGCGUGUACCUGUCCUCCAUGCUCGGCGCGCUCGGCGGCAGCUACGGCGCGCUCCGCGACUACCUCAUGAUCAGCUCGGGCGUGUAUCAGGAGAUGGCGCGCAUCAACGCCGACGCCAUCAAGGGGCUCGAGCCCAAGAUCAGCGUGUGGAGCAACGGCUCUGCUUCCGAGGGUGGCGACGGCGCCAUGAAGGAGAUGGCCGGGGUGUACAGGAUGCUGCCGCCGCUGCUGACGACGGUGCACGAGCAGACUGGGAUGCUACCGCCGGCGUGGAUGGGCACUCUCAAGGGCGGCACCUCCACGUCCACCUGAGCUUGCCACGAAGUUUCAAGUACGUGCACUCGUGCACCAUAUAUAUGCCAGUGUGGUUGUGAAUGCGUGUGAGAUACGUCAACAUUAGGGCGUUUUAUUUACUUCGGAAAACAUGUACUACUGUUUAAUUUGCUCAUGAAUAAACCAAGGAUGUGUCUAGCUUGCAUCUAGAUGAGAAGAGUGUGGCUAGGUCUCAGUUAAGUGACAUGGUAUAAGGAAAAAAACUAAAGAAAAAAGAUGUGACUGGGUCUCAGACUCUCAGUCGACUGAGAUUUAACCAAGUCUCAGUCAAGUGACAUAAUAUAUAAAAGAAAAAAAGUAAAAUUGAAAAGAAAGUUUUGCACGAAUCUCAAUGUAAAAUCUCACGGAUAUAGUACCGAUUGAGACUUAAUGAAGUCUAAGUCGACUGGAAAAAAAUUAUACGAAUUUGUAUGCAAGAUCAAAGAAAUAUAGCAUCAACCGAGGCAUCUCAGUCGAUUGAGACUUAGCAAAACUGGAGAAUAGCUAUAUCUCAUCUAACUUCCUCCAUCAACAGAAACGAAAUAUUAGACGAUUUCAAAUAGAGGGAAUAUAUCAUUGAAUUCUACCUAGACAUUCGUGGGGAUUUUUUCAUUUUAUUUUUGUGUUUGAUUAAUCAAAUUGUGUAGGAGUUAGAUUUGACUUUGUCUGUUUUUCUUUUUAUGCACCGUUGAAUGAACGAGCAAUUAGCUAAUUAUAAAAAGUUAAAGAAAAGAAUGAAAAAAAAAUAAGAAAACGGGCUGGCUCUUCCCUACG
Molecule: messenger RNA, 2293 nt
Organism: Aegilops tauschii subsp. strangulata
Lineage: Eukaryota; Viridiplantae; Streptophyta; Magnoliopsida; Poales; Poaceae
Product: flotillin-like protein 1
Cellular component (GO): plasma membrane raft; plasma membrane
Source: RefSeq, a predicted model, not a curated record